Messenger RNA from Alternaria conjuncta, 3762 nucleotides. RefSeq lists its product as uncharacterized. Gene Ontology annotation, molecular function: structural constituent of ribosome. The transcript has 7 exons. Gene Ontology annotation, cellular component: cytosolic large ribosomal subunit; ribosome. Bases 1 to 3762 code for a protein of 1253 amino acids. Gene Ontology annotation, biological process: translation. NCBI's taxonomy places the organism in Eukaryota, Fungi, Ascomycota, Dothideomycetes, Pleosporales, Pleosporaceae. The record is from RefSeq and is a predicted model, not a curated record.
AUGGCUAACGAUGCUCCGCAAACCCCGGCUGAGCGCCGCUUCCUGCGGCCCAGCCUACGCAGCGCGACUAUGGUGCAGCCCAAAACUGGCGAGCGCAUCAAGAGAUCCUUCACCCUACGAAGAUCCCAACACCGACCGACCGAAUCCUCCGAGUUCCUACUUGCGCCCGGCCAAUACGAUGCUGAGAGACACCGGGAGAUGGGAAGAGUCGAGUUUGCAAAGGUGGUGCUUACGAACAAAUGUCGACAAGGCUACGCGUAUGCGACGAGUCCUAUUGGGAUUGGCAUCAUGAAGUGCUCAUUGGCCUAUGUCCUCGGAUCGUUGGCGACGUUCGUACCAGCAAUCGCAGGAUUACUGGGCAAGAACGAUGGAAAGCACAUAGUCGCGACUAUCACUGUGUAUUUCCACCCAGCUCGCUCGGCCGGCAGCAUGCUGGAGGCUGUCAUCUUGGCUUUCGCUGCCUUUCUGUAUGCCGCCUUCGUAUCCUUCUCUAGCAUGGCCGUGUCCGCAUACUUUGGAAACCAAAAUCUGCUAGUACUUGGGCAUGUGAUAGUGCUCAUUGUAUUCUGUGGGGGAGGCUUAGGGCUUGUUGGAUGGACAAAACAGAAGCUUGGGAAUCCACUGGUCAACGUGGCUUGCUCACUGACAUCGCUAGCUCUCAUCACGAUCCUGACCAAGGAGGGAGCUGUUCAGGCAGCCAAAUUCUCCUACGUCAAAGUCUGGCAGGUUCUGAAGAUGAUAAUCAUGGGCUGUUCCGCCUCAGCACUCGUAUCGCUCCUCGUACAACCAAAGUCGGCGCGCAACGAAUUCCGCGAUACGUUCAUCCAAUCGACAGAUGCUAUGGCAGAAAUGCUCAACAACAUCACCCUUAGCUUCCUUUCCGGUGCUGAAUCAGACCUCAAGAGCGAAUCAUAUGUCGAAGCAUCGAACAAGAGCCAGUCAACGUUCAAAACACUUGUAAAGAACCUGGGAGAAGCCAAGUUUGAGCACUACGCGCUGGGUACUGAGGAAGAGUACAGGAUUCACGCGAAACUGGUUAAAUGUCUAGAAAAGCUCAUGCAGAGCUGUGGUGGGCUGCGAAGCGCUGCCGAAACCCAAUUUACGCUGUUGGCGCAAUCCGAGGCCGCGCCCAGCGCCAGCGGAACGUCGCAGCAAUCCAUACCCGCCAAUGGAACGGUGAACUCGUCGAUAUUCUCGGACCAUACAAUGUCCUUCAGUCCCCCGCAAAUGUCUCCUAGUCUCAGCCAUACAGAGAGGCGAACCAGCAUUCUUGCAUCUAUCGACGAGUUACCGGAAAGUUCCCAAGCAUCUGCAUAUCCCUCAGCAGCUGGAUCCGACGACGAGUCCACUCCGACUAAGAAGAAGUCUGACCAAGUCGCGACCCUUCUGAAGUCAGAUCUUACGCCUGCUGACAUGUUCUCGGUGUUCAUUGCUAGCUUGGGGCCACCAAUGAAAUCUUUAGCAUACACACUACGCGAGGUCCUUUCUGAACUGCCUUUUGGACCUGGGCCCGAGUACAACAUGGCUAUCAACGAGCACUUCCGCCACAGUCUAGUCGAUGCCAAAGCCCUCUUCUCAGAUGCACGUCGGGAAGCCCUCUCAGCUGUCUACAAGAACAAGAUACCAACGAGGACCAGCUCUGCAGCGAUUGCAGCAGACUUCGAGGAGGUUGCCGCAAGCUGUGGAUACUUUAGUUCGUCGCUUCUAGACUUCGCUGAAGACAUGGUGUCGUUCCUUGACAUCCUCGAAGAGCUGAAAGCUAAUGUCAAUCGCUACCCGCGGCAAAGAACCUACAGCUGGCUGAAAUUCUGGCAGCGUGGGCGCAAGAAGGAUAAGGCAGGAGAUACCCCUGAGGAGGCCUAUCUUACUGAUGAGACAGAGGCCCACACACCAGGAGGCUCGCGUGAGAUCCACAACCCCAUCUACCGGAAGUCGACCCGUGGAGACCCUUACAAGCCAGAAAACGAGCAGCCACUUUCAUACCGUAUCUGGACAUCAUUGGCCGUCUUUAGAAGAGACGACCUGAAAUACGCCGUCAAGGUCGGCAUUGGCGCAGUCCUGUACGCCAUGUGGUCCUUCAUCCAGUCGACUCGAGGGUUCUACGGUCACUGGCGUGGCGAGUGGGGCUUGUUGUCAUACAUGUUGGUGUGCUCGAUGACCAUCGGUGCCUCCAAUACUACUGGUUUCCAACGUUUUGCUGGUACAUGUCUCGGAGCUAUACUGGCAAUCGCCGCAUGGAUCGCCGCUGACGAGCAUGCCUUUGUCUUGGGUUUCUUUGGCUGGGUUAUAUCCCUGUUCUGCUUCUACAUCAUCGUUGGAAAGGGGAAGGGGCCUAUGGGUCGCUUCAUUCUACUGACCUACAAUCUCUCUGCACUUUACGCAUACUCGCUCUCGGUCAAGGACGAUGACGACGAUGACGAUGAGGGUGGUAUCUCACCCGAGAUCUGGGAGAUUGUACUCCACCGUGUGGUUGCGGUGAUGGUUGGAUGCAUAUGGGGUAUCAUAGUGACGAGAGUCAUCUGGCCUAUCUCUGCGCGCCGCAAAGUCAAGAAGGGCACGUCUCUACUAUGGCUAAAGAUGGGGUUGAUCUGGAAACGUGGGCCUCUAAAGACCUUACUCGAGGCCAACGAACGCACCAGCAGGACGUACACGUACAUGUCGGAACGCGAAGAGCUGGAACUCCGUCGGUACCUUUCUCAUCUGGACACGCUGCGAGCAUCAGCUGCCGCAGAGUUCGAGCUCAAGGGCCCGUUCCCAGACAAGAGCUUCAAAGUCAUUUUAGGCGCGACCAGCCGUAUCUUGGAUAGUUUCCAUGCUAUGAACGUCGUCAUACUCAAAGAUGUGAAGGCCUCAGAGGGCGAGAAGGAAGUCUUGAGGUAUACCAAGAAAGAGUGGACGGACCUGAGUUGGCGCAUCAGUCAUCUCUUCUCUGUCAUGGCCUCCUCAAUGAAAUUGGCAUACCCGCUCAACGACGUCUUGCCUAAUAUCGAACACACGCGAGAUCGUCUACUAGCAAAGGUCUUUGAGUUCCGACAGAGCGGGCUGGGAAAAGUUAUUGCCAAUGAUGAAGAUUACGAGUUGCUGUACGCGUACGCGUUGGUGACUGGGCAGCUCGCGCAUGAUCUCAACAUCAUUGGACAGGAGAUUGAGAAGCUGUAUGGUGUGUUGAGUGAGGAGGACUUGAAGUUACAGGUCAACCUCCGCACUCAGAAGCGCCUCGCGGCCUCCGUGGUCGGUUGCGGAAAGCGCAAGAUCUGGCUCGACCCCAACGAGACCAGCGAAAUCGCCAACGCCAACUCCCGCCAGACCGUCCGCAAGCUCGUCCAGGAUGGCCUCAUCAUCCGCAAGCCCGUCACCAUGCACUCGCGUGCCCGCGCCCGGGAGCUGACCGCCGCUCGACGAAUUGGCCGACACCGUGGUUUCGGUAAGAGGAAGGGUACCAAGGACGCUCGUAUGCCAAGCCAAAUCGUCUGGAUGCGCCGUCUCCGUGUCCUCCGCCGUCUCCUCGUCAAGUACCGUGCCGCCGGAAAGAUCGACAAGCACCUCUACCACGAGCUCUACCACCUGUCCAAGGGUAACACCUUCAAGCACAAGCGUGCUCUCGUUGAACACAUCCACAAGGCCAAGGCUGAGAAGGCCCGCGAGAGGGCUAUCCAGGAAGAGAUGGAUGCCAAGCGCGCGAAGACCAAGGCGGCGAGGGAGAGGAGGCAGGAGCGUGUCCAGCAGAAGCGUCAAGCUCAGUUUGGCGACGAUGCGGAGUAA